This is a messenger RNA of Monomorium pharaonis (pharaoh ant), 2152 nucleotides long. It is a transcript of the gene Non1, whose product is annotated as nucleolar GTP-binding protein 1. Gene Ontology annotation, molecular function: GTP binding; GTPase activity; RNA binding. Lineage: Eukaryota; Metazoa; Arthropoda; Insecta; Hymenoptera; Formicidae. Bases 1 to 1923 code for a protein of 640 amino acids. The record is from RefSeq and is a predicted model, not a curated record. The transcript is spliced from 9 exons. Gene Ontology annotation, cellular component: nucleolus. Gene Ontology annotation, biological process: ribosomal large subunit biogenesis.
AUGGUUUUAUAUAACUUUAAGAAAAUUGCAGUUGUCCCAACUGCGAAGGACUUUAUCGACAUAAUCUUAUCGAAGACACAACGGAAGACUCCAACUGUCAUCCACAAGCAAUAUAAGAUCACGAGGAUACGUGCCUUUUACACGCGAAAGGUGAAAUUCACUCAACAAAACUUCCAUGAUAAAUUAUCUCAAAUAAUACAGGAGUUUCCCAAGCUGGACGACGUCCAUCCAUUUUAUGCUGAUUUGAUGAAUGUUCUAUACGAUAAGGAUCACUACAAGCUAGCCCUAGGACAGAUAAAUACAGCUAGACAUUUAAUUGACAAUGUAGCAAAGGAUUAUGUUCGUCUUUUAAAGUAUGGAGAUUCGCUGUAUCGAUGCAAACAGUUAAAGAAGGCUGCCCUAGGUCGAAUGGCCACUAUUAUGAAGAGACAAGCAGCUAAUUUAACAUACCUUGAGCAAGUUCGUCAACACUUGGCUCGACUGCCAAGUAUAGAUCCUUACACGCGCACUAUAAUUAUAUGCGGGUUUCCUAAUGUCGGCAAAAGCAGUUUUAUUAACAAAAUCACUCGAGCAGAUGUAGAGGUUCAACCAUAUGCAUUUACAACAAAGUCUUUAUAUGUAGGUCAUACUGAUUAUAAAUACUUAAGGUGGCAAGUGAUAGAUACACCCGGAAUAUUAGAUCAUCCAUUGGAAGAGAGGAACGUUAUAGAAAUGCAGGCGGUGACUGCUCUUGCUCAUUUGCGAGCUGCUGUGCUUUACUUCUGUGACCUGUCGGAACAAUGUGGUCAUACCUUGGAAGAACAAGUAAAACUUUUUGAAUCUAUAAAGCCAUUAUUCACGAAUAAGCCUUUGACAAUAGUUCUAAACAAAGUGGAUAUCGUACGUUUGGAAGAGUUAUCUCCAGAAAAGAGGGCUGUUCUGAAACCACUCGAGGAGGAUACGAACGUGCCUGUACUAGAAAUGAGCACUGUCACCGAUUUUGGCGUAAUGGAAGUAAAAUUGGGGGCUUGCGAGCGACUUCUGGCCUUCAGAGUCGAUCAAAAGAUUAAGACUAAAAAGGUAGAAGGGAUUCUUAAUCGAUUGCAUAUUGCUCAACCAAGAAAGAUAGAUCCCAAUCGCGUUCCGUGCAUACCGGAGAGCGUUUUAAAGAAAAAACAGGCCGCCGCGCAGAAAGCCGAGAGGAAACGCAAAUUGGAGAGAGAGAUAGAGGAGGAGAUGGGAGACGAUUAUGUGCUUGAUCUGAAAAAGAAUUACGAUAUCGAGGGAGAUCAGAAAUAUGACAUUAUACCAGAGAUGUGGGAAGGUCAUAAUAUAGCGGAUUACAUAGACCCGGAUAUAUUCGAAAAACUGAAUCAAUUGGAAAUGGAAGAACAGUUGAGAGAAGAGGCCGGCCUCUAUGAUUACAAGGUGCCAGAGUUAUCGGAAACAAUGCGCGAGAUCGAACAAUUGGCAAAACAGAUCCGCGAGAAGAAAUUUGUCAUGAAGGACGAGGCGCGAAUAGUAAAAGCUUCCACGAAGCCGAUUAUGCCGCGUACGGCCGCAGCUAAGACCCGCGAUCGAUCUGUCACAAAGUUGAAGGAGCAGAUGGAAGAUCUAGGUGUAGAUAUGGAAGAUACUAAAAAUGCGCACUUUAAACGGACGAGAGCACGGUCUAGAUCGCGCUCAGAAUCCGCUAGAAAACGUAUGCGUGUCGAAUCGGCAUCACAGUCGCGUGCCCGCAGUAUCUCACGACCACCACGGGAUGAAAUGGGUGUUAAAGACGUAACGAUGAAAACUAAGCUAAAGAAUAUAGCGCACAAGGCACAGAAGAAGAAGAUAGCCAAGAAGGGUCUUAAGGGCGAGGGUGAUCGUUUUAUCGGUACCAAGAUGCCGAAACAUUUAUUCUCUGGCAAAAGAGGAGUCGGCAAAACGAGCAGGAGAUAAAAACUUUUAUUUAUAUCUUACAUGUCACUCAUACUUUUUCAUUUAUAUUGUAUACUUGAAUACAAAAGAAAAUUCAAAAGAAAAAAACUGUUAUUUAUAAUAAAUAUAAUUUUCAAUUUAGAAUCAUAUUCAAGAUAUUGUCGCGAAACGUUCACCGACGCAGAUACUGUCGCUGACCGAUUUAUAUUUGAUUUACGAUCAACAAUACGAUUAUAGUUUGUGAAUGAAA